This is a messenger RNA of Amphiprion ocellaris (clown anemonefish), 4913 nucleotides long. RefSeq names its product ubiquitin-conjugating enzyme E2F (putative) (gene ube2f). The coding region runs from base 289 to 843 and encodes 184 amino acids. The record is from RefSeq and is a predicted model, not a curated record. Lineage: Eukaryota; Metazoa; Chordata; Actinopteri; Pomacentridae. The transcript is spliced from 10 exons.
UUCACCGCACUUCCGUUGCCCAUGACACCGGAGCGAAGUUCUGACAGCUGAUUCUCAAAUCAGUUUCUAUCCUCUCCGAGCCUCCAAAUCAUCAUUUUUGAGCUUAUUUAGAGUCGGACGUGGCUGCUGGAGUGUCCACCUGGAGUUGCAGACGUCGCCUUGACCAGAGGAGGGCAGCUGAUUAUGGUGUAGCACAGAGCGCUAGCUCUGAGACAGCAGGCAUUUGAGCAGCAGUGCAGUGCAGCACAGUGCGGCGUGGGGCAGACAGAGGCAUAUCACAACGUAGCCAUGCUCACAUUGGCCAGCAAGUUGAAGAAGGAUGAUGGAGGAAAGACAGGCCGUGCCUCUGGAGCCUCAGACUCCACCCAUAGGGUCUCCAUCAGGGACCGCCUCCUAACCAAAGAAGUUGCAGAACUUGAAGCCAAUCUCCCUAGUACAUGCAAAGCCAGUUUCCCAGAUGAGGAUAAGCUACAUCAUUUUCAGCUGGCAGUGUCUCCUGAUGAGGGUUACUACCAAAGUGGAAGGUUUCAGUUUGAAAUAGAUGUCCCUGAAGCCUAUAACAUGGUGCCUCCUAAAGUGCGAUGUCUGACCAGAAUAUGGCAUCCUAACAUCACAGAGAACGGAGAGAUCUGUUUAAGCUUAUUGCGGGAACACUCUAUUGACGGCACAGGCUGGGCCCCCACUAGAACAUUGAAGGAUGUGGUCUGGGGAUUGAACUCCUUGUUUACUGACCUGUUGAACUUUGAUGACCCACUGAACAUCGAUGCAGCAGAACAUCAUCUGAGAGACAAGGAGGAUUUUCGGAAUAAGGUUCAAGAUUACAUCAAGCACUACGCCAGAUGAUAGAAGCAUUGGCUACCUGCAGCAGCCUGCAUCAACCAACCAAACUGCUCUACCUUGCCUCUGCUUAUCUUGGCCAACUCCCCCCACAUGUGUGAAUCAGCAGCUGACUCUCUGACUCUACCACCCUCCCCUCCCCUCCGAUUGACACGACAGCCCUACCUAUGCCCCUUCUGUUCAUCCAGUUGCAAUAAACUCCACAUUGCAGGAAUGAUAUUAAAAAAAAUUAAUUUAACGAGGGACGCGCAUAAAAAAGAAAAUAUGCUUUAAGUAUCCUAAUCGAUUGAGUGUUACAACAACCGCAGUGUCUGUCCACUGUGGCGAGAUCAGUGAAUGACGCCACCGUUGCUGAGGUGUCCAUGAACCUGCCGGAGGUGAGCCAUGGCAACAAAUGGCAAAGGAUGUGAUGUUUCACUGAAGAAGACAAUAAGUCACACUUAGCUGUUUUCCAAUUUGAUGAAUCAAGAGAAAGAAUAUCUGUUAUUAUCAGUUCUCUGUUUCAGUGCCUGCCAUGUUUGUGUCGCUAACGAGAAAAUGCAUGUGAGUUCACAAACAUACACAAACACAGUGUCACAUCAUGUAGUAAAAGGUCAACAAACACACACACACACACACACACGCACACUCACUCACACAGGAUUGUGACUCUGACACACUCGAGUUGGAAAAUCCUGCAGCCCCAUUAGACAGCAUGUGAAUGACCACAUUGCCCCAUUUUGUCGUCAUUCUGCUUGCAUGUGUACAUGCACAAACACACAAACAACUGACAUACAGACUUUCUGUGUAUUUUCAGCUCCAGUGACAUAAAAUACUGCCACUUAAACUACAGCCAAAUGUAUUGUUCUGUUUUCAGCACCACCUCUCCUCACUUUCUCGUCUGUCUUUCCUCUGUCUGUCACUGUUUCACACACCUAUGACCACAUGUUUUCUGUCAAGGAUGGAGAGGUUUAUUCGGACUUACAGUGCAAUCAAAAAGUACUCUGACACAGUAUUGGCAUGUUGGCUCUGUACUAAAGUGCACUGGGUUUAAGAUGAAACACUGAUCUGUUUAAAGGACUGAUUUAGAUCAUCUUACAUCCACGUAACAUAAAUAUAUGGUGUAAGGCAUCUAGCUUCCAUCUGCACAUAGCCCCCCAUUUUUAAACAACAAAAUGUAAUUGAACAUGUGAACUCGAACUUAAAGCUGCUAUAUUUAAUAUUUUUAUCGUAACAAUGCAUCAAAUACUGCUAGCAGAUAGUUGGUGAACAUAGUGAAGCGUUCAGCAACUUAAGAGCAAGACAAAAGUGAGUAGAGACCGAAAACUACUGAAAGAUUCAGAAGAGUCAAUCUGGUGGAUGGAAACACAGCUGCAAAUGAAUGAUGAUGGUGCUUUGCAACAGCAGGAUGUGUAGACACUGACCAGAUUACUGUAAGCAUAGGACAAUAGAGAAUGUGCAGAUCGAUGGUGUCCCUGUCUCUUUUUCCACUCACUCCUCCAUACUUGCUGCAACUCGAGCACGCCAGCUCACCUACAUAAAGCCAAGUUGUAAUGUUGGGAUAAUUGGGCCAUUCAUGUUUGAACCUUACACUGAUUCUUAAGAAUAAUAAUGAUACAGAUGGCCUCAACCUGCAAGUUGACAGAAUCUACCCCUUAGGCCUGUUAGACCUCAGAUGUUUGAAUCUGAUUUUCAGACUAUCAUCACUACACUGCAGCUUCAAGGUGGAAAUGCUCGACUAGUGCCUUGACUGCUUCUUUAGCUCAUAUUGUGUCUCUUAUCACUUGGUAAAAACAUUUAAAUUUUGCAAAUCAGCACUUUCACCUCAGCUGUUUUAUUUAUUUUUUUAUUGUGUGUUGUACAGAGCCAAACCCGUAAGAGACAUUUUACUGCUUCAGACUUUGUGACUGCACUGUACUCGCCUCUUGUUCUGGUAACUGUGGGACAUUUCCCAAAUUGACAUGUAGAGUGUGUCUUUCUGAGGGACACUACUCCAGUCUUUCUUUCUUGGUGUGUGGACUGUAUCAUGUCACUCCCUGAGUGUGUGUGGAAAAGACAACAGCAGAGGUUCAUAAAGACAGAUAGUUGGCUAACUUGUCAGGGAGUAGGCUAGUAAGCUAACAUGCAAGCUAGCGUGUUAGUUUACUAGCCUGCUAGCUUACUAAGUAAUGACUGAGUAGUUUUGACUCAGUGCAAGCGACUAUGUCUUUUCAGUAGAUAUGUGCAAUUCUUCAUAUCCAUACAUUAUGGCAAGCUGUCAUACUCCUGGCUCGAGUAGAUCAGGUCACAUUCAAAUUUAUUUUCAGAACACUCAAAAUGUUGAAUUUGGCAUAAAUUAAGUAAGGUGCUUUACAUGCGAUUGACCAAACAUAGGAUGCUAAAAAUAGAUGUAGACCCCUCUGCACAUAUAUCCACAUGUAGGCGAAACUUUGUGUCCACGUGGGCUGACUGCUACAAAGGGCAAUAGCGCAGAGAUAGAAAAGUACUGUGCACAUAUGCAACAAAGUCUUCCAAGGAGGCUCCAUGGACUAGAAAAGCAGCAUUCAACAACACAUGAAGUGUCCAGAGCUGUCCAUGUGUCCGUCCACAGUAGAGUAUAAUCAAGUGUUAAUGCUUGCCAACAUAUGGAAUAAGACAACAUGUGUGUAGUAGUUAAAAGAUAAAAUGAUACAAAAAAUAUGACACAAAAAAUUUAAAUAUAUCAUAAAUUAAAUGAUGACCUUAAAAAAAAAUGCAAUAAAAUUAGAAAGCGUUCACUUGGUAGGCAGGUGGAAGGUUUGCUAAUGGAUUAGCUUGUUAGCUGCAGUGCUCGUUCUGUGCUAGUUCACUGAAAUAACCAUUGCUUAUUUGACAGGGCAGAUAAAGAGAUUCACUCCACUGAGAGGUGACGCUGGGAAUCCUGGUCUAACUAGAUGAUGUCAAACUGUCUGCAUGAGCGUCUGCUGCUGUGAAUUUAAUGAUUGUUCAUUUUGUGUGUGUGUGUGUGUGUGUGUGUGUGUGUGUGUGUGUGUGUGUGUGUGUGUGUGUGUGUGUGUGUGUGUGUGUGUGUGUGUGUGUGUGUGUGUGUGUGUGUGUGUGUGUGUGUCAGAGAGGCUGUGUCGCUGAGUUAGCCAGUGACGGAGCAGAGUGCAUAUGUUGCUCUGCCCUGGUUAACGCCGUGCCUCCUGUUUGAGUCGUAUCUCUGAACAUCCACUGUUUUCACUCUAUUCAACUUUGUGUUCACACAUCUGCAUGAGGUCUAUGUGAUCUGCCAGUGGUGCAUUUUAGUAAGGAUGUAGAAAUAUAGUCGAAGACGAUUGAACGUUUGUGCUCAAAGCGUGUGUGUAAGUGUGUGAGUGUACAAAUGGACAUUUUGUGCUUGUGGAGCAUUUGUGUACGUGUGUGUGUACGUGUGUGUGUGUGUGUGUGUGUGUGUGUGUGUGUGUGUGUGUGUGUGUGUGCGUGUGUGUGUGUGAGUGCAUGUGUGUGUGGGCGGUUACGUUAUGACCGUGGAGACGAUGUGACUUGUUAGCAUGCUCUGGUUUACUCUUGCCCUUCUUUCUUUUUCUGAUUCUGGCCCAGGUUUCAGCUGCUCAAAUUAGUUUAAUUUUGCAAGUGAAAGUAAACAACAGAUGACACUGGCCUCUGCCAAAAUAAAGGACCCGAGAGAAUGAUGAAUGCAGGUCCAUUGAUGGCCAAUGUGAAUAUGAGUGUUCCGUGAUGUUUCUCAGUUCGUUUUAGGUCCACUCAAACCUUGAAGGCUAAUGUAACUGCCUAAUAAUACGAAGCCAUCCUGUGUAGCUGCCAUGACAGGUCAUUGUCACGGUAGCGUUUGCCUCCAGGAUACGAUAGCCCGGCACUCUGUACUUCAUCUUAGCCUUACUAAUGCUCUGACUUUAGCUUCCUGAUGGAGACCUUGUCGUUACAACCUUUAGUUUGGCAGUUAGCAGUGCUUUUUUUCCCAGGAUGUUUUUGGGAAAUGUCUCUGCUUGGGUUUAACUCCAUCUUUGGGCCAGAGGGAGAAGAUCAACAGCCUGCUCUUCUUCAGAUCCUCAACCUUUUCUUUCUCAGAUUGUAUAUCCAUUUUUUAAGAUAUAUUAAAGAGAAUAUAAAUCAAA